Molecule: messenger RNA, 2146 nt
Organism: Solanum tuberosum (potato)
Lineage: Eukaryota; Viridiplantae; Streptophyta; Magnoliopsida; Solanales; Solanaceae
Product: tetraketide alpha-pyrone reductase 1-like
Exons: 3
Coding region: 940-1521 (193 amino acids)
Biological process (GO): steroid biosynthetic process
Molecular function (GO): oxidoreductase activity, acting on the CH-OH group of donors, NAD or NADP as acceptor
Source: RefSeq, a predicted model, not a curated record
CUUUGUCUAUGACCAAAUAGUGAUGCCUAAGUUGAGACAGCAUUUCGUCUUCAUUCUUGAACUCGGGAAGACCUUGAUGUGAUUGAUGAAAUCCUCUCUUCACCGCCACCUUUGUGUUAUCCUUCAAAACUACCUUAUAAACCCAAGAGUUGUUACAUCCAAUUACUAAGCACAUCAGUGAAGGGCUAAUGAAAGCAACAGGGGCUUUUUGAUUGACAUCUACAGAAAAGUGGGCAGAAGAAUGUAAUUGCUACUAUUGAUCAAAAAUAGUAACAAAAUUGAUAUUAAAAUUGAGUUGGGCUCGUCUUGUCAACAUAUCUUGGUUGAUAAGAGAUGUCAGGAAUAUAUACAAAAUAAAAGAGAGAUUUAUAUUAGUAAAUUAUUAUUUGCUCCAUGAGUGGCCACAGAGAACAAUAUCAACCAACAUGGCCAUGGCCACCACCCUUUGCUGUGGUCUUUUAUUUUAUUCCUUCCCACCACCCCAGGCGUUGUCGCACAAAAAGAGAAAAGAGAACUGAAGUCUCUUAUGGUAGUCAAAUUAGAAUUACUUUGUCUGUAUUGUUUUUGAAUAACUCGGAUUACCAAUGGAAAGCAAGAAUAGUGGAGAAGGAAAGGCAAUGUGUAACAGGGGCAUCUGGUUUCAUAGCUUCAUGGCUAGUCAAGUUGUUGCUACACCGUCAACGCCACUGUUCGUAAUCUCAGUCAGUUCUUUUUCUCUCCUUCAUCUUUAAAAUAUUAUAUUAAAGUCACUGCUCUUGUAUGUUAUUAAUUUGAUAACAAUUAUGUGAAAUUAGCUCUCACAAAUGACAAGUACAUUCUAUUCUUGUUUAAGUUAAACUGAAAUGGCGGUUUCACAUACAUUUGAUAUUCAUAACAGAACAGAAAUUCUGCAAUAAUUUUAUGUGAUCAUGUGCUUAGCUGUUUCUAUUUAUCCUUCGUAUGUAUAAGAGUGUUUCUAAAAUGUUAGUUAAGCACACAGAGGAUACAAGUAAAGUGCAUCACUUGCUAAGACUUGGUGGAGCUAAUGAGAGGCUGCAUCUAUUCGAAGCAGAGUUACUUGAAGAGCAAUCAUUUGAUCCUGCUGUUGAUGGUUGUGAAGGUGUCUUUCAUACAGCUUCACCUGUUUUUCUCACAGGAAAAUCUAAGGAGGAACUUGUGGAUCCUGCUGUGAAAGGAACGUUAAAUGUCCUUCGGUCAUGUGCCAAAUCACCAUCUGUCAGAAGAGUGGUGAUAACUUCUUCUACUGCUUCUGUUAUAUGCACUAAAAAUAUGUCAACCCCUGGAGUUGUGGCUGAUGAGACUUGGUAUUCAGAUCCUGAAUUCUGCGAGCAAAGAAAGGACUGGUAUCGACUCUCCAAAACCCUGGCUGAGCAGGCUGCUUGGAAAUUUGCAAAGGAGAAUGGGAUUGACUUGGUAACACUCCAUCCAGGUCUAGUCAUUGGUCCACUUCUGCAGCCUACGCUCAAUUUCUCUUGUGAGGCAAUAGUGAAAGUCAUAAAAGAAGGUAAGUUUGUGCAGUGACAUAAGACACCUUGAGAUAUUCUUACCUCCUUCUCUCCCAACCCCGCCCCACCAAUUCCUUCUUCUCUAAUUUGCUUAUACAACACCUUUGAUGAAAAUAUUUAUGUAUAGAAUACAUAUUAGGAACAUGUGUUCUCUUGUCUGUGUUUGACUAGCUUGAAAUGAUCUUGGAAUUUAAUGAUCAUUUAACUGGAACAAAAAUCAGAUAUUUGGGAAUGAAAUGGUGAGUUUGGUAAAUGCUGCUAAGUCCCUUCUUAUACUUCUAAGGCAGUCUAUAGCCUACCGCCCCAACCUUCUUAAGAAUUCAAACCGGCCAAAUAUACUUCCAGUUCAACUUGCACUCUUUAACAAAACUCAACACACCCUUCAUGGAUGAAACUUUAAGGAGAAACAAUUCACCUUCCUUGUCUUGGAAAAUAUUAGUCGGUAAAUGGAUGGUCAAGCUGAGGCAAUAUUUUAAGUAAGUUGGUGCAGAACUCCAAUGAUGUGGACUUAGUGUAAAUAUUUUUUGGCCUUUACUCUAAUUUGAAGCAUGCAUAAGGCAUACAUGGAACUUAAUCUUAACUCCUCUGAUAAAGUUCACUCAAAAUUAGGGGGUAAUUGUUACAUAGAGUCUUUACCAACA